ACGCGAAGGCGCUACUUCAGUGGUGCCGAAGAGCUGAUACGAGUGAGGACAUGGCAGACACGAACAACAUGGAAUCGAGCAAGGGCGACUCGGCGCACGUAUGGGUCAGGAUCAACCUGCCUUACUUCAGGACGACCCCCGGCAUGGUUAAGCUCCUGCAACUGUUGCUGGGUAUAAUCUGCAUGGCAUGCGCAUCGCCUGCACUCCUCACGGGGACCCACUGGUUUUUGUUUGUCGCUGUGAUGAGUUUCAUCUCUACCCUAUGCUGGGUUUUCAUCUACCUCCUUUCUAUAAAAGAAGCACUUACACUUCCCAUCAACUGGAUAUUAACUGAAGUCUUGAAUACUGGGAUAAUCACUGUGCUUUACUUCAUCGCCUUUAUUAUCCAACUGUCUGUCUGGUCUUCACGUGACUCGGUUAUCUACCGGUCGCCUAAUAUUGCAGCAGGGAUAUUUGGUCUUUUCAACGCUCUGGCAUAUGCGUUUGGAACGUACCUGUUAUACGCUGAAUGGAAAUCAUCUACCACUCCACAAUAAAAGCCUAUUUUAAACAAAAAUACAUAGGAGAUUAAGCAAAUAAUUUCUCAGCAUUGAGCUGAGCAUUUUUUUUUUCAAUGGCAACCGAUGCCAAAUUGUAAAAUAAACAUUUUAUCAUAUUUACUUACAGAUAUUUUUAUAAAAUUUCACACAAUUUAAUACAAAAGCAAUAUUUAAAAAUUAUUAUAUAUAUAUAUUUUUUUUUACAGUCAAAUGUUAAACAGUUUUUAACGCUGACAGACAAUAAAAUAUCAAAAUAUUGCCUUGUACCUUACUUUUAAUGGAAUUUCAUUUUUUGUAAUAUAGAAAAUUAAUUAUACUAAUUUAUUCAUCAAUUUAAAGAAAAGUCAGUAUUAAUUUAAAUUGUAUCUUAACAAACUGACUUGAUUUUUUUAAAAAUAGUUUUUGUUUAGUUCAAACAUCAAGUGAAUGUACAUAAUAGCUUAUAUUUGAUUAUUGUGUAAACGUACGUGUGUACCAUGAGUAUUCAGUAUCAUAUUAUCUAAAUGAUGUAUGCCUGCAAAUUAAUAUGUACUAUAUAACAUGUUGCAUGUAUGUGUUGUAAUUAAAAUAAUUUUUAUACUGUU
Molecule: messenger RNA, 1123 nt
Organism: Cimex lectularius (bed bug)
Lineage: Eukaryota; Metazoa; Arthropoda; Insecta; Hemiptera; Cimicidae
Exons: 4
Coding region: 51-536 (161 amino acids)
Cellular component (GO): membrane
Source: RefSeq, a predicted model, not a curated record